Messenger RNA from Cooperia oncophora, 396 nucleotides. The record is from the annotation of a GenBank genome assembly. Lineage: Eukaryota; Metazoa; Nematoda; Chromadorea; Rhabditida; Trichostrongylidae.
UUGUCCGUUUUAACUAGUAGUUCGAAGCAUACGAGUUUUUUUUCAGGUGUCAUCCUUUACAUUCUCUUGGUUGGUUAUCCUCCAUUUUGGGAUGAGGAUCAACAUCGUCUUUAUGCUCAAAUAAAGGCUGGCGCUUAUGAUUACCCAAGUCCAGAAUGGGACACAGUAACACCUGAAGCCAAGAGUCUCAUUGAUAGUAUGCUGACGGUAAAUCCAAAAAAGCGAAUCACCGCCGAUCAAGCACUGAAAGUGCCAUGGAUCUGUAAUCGUGAACGUGUAGCGUCGGUGAUGCACCGACAAGAUACUGUGGACUGCUUGAAGAAGUUCAACGCCAGACGAAAGCUCAAGGUGUGUUUUCUUGCAUUCUUUUCUCUUGUUGAAAUACAGUUGUGCUAA